AUGGUCAAGACAAUCACCCUCGAAGUGGAUACCAUCCUCUUCGACAUGGACGGCACGCUCAUCGAUUCCACCCCGGCCGUCAACGCAACCUGGGCCUCGUUCGCUCAUCAAUACAACCUCGAUCUCUCCUUCGUCAUGCAGACCUGCCACGGUUACCGCACUGUAGAGAACCUUCGUCGCUUCAUCCCCUCGAUCUCCGACGCCGAUCUGCCCAAGGAAGUCGAGAGGUUCGAAUCCAACAUCCUCGUCGUCGCUCGCGAGAACGCCAAGACCGGCAAAGGUGGUUCCAUCGUAGCCACGCCCGGAGCGAAAGAGCUUUUGAACCAGAUCAACUCGACCCGGCCGGAAACCGCCGUCAAGCGAGGCAACUACGGUUGGGCGAUCGUCACCAGUGCAACCCAGGCGUACGCACAGCAAGGGUUCGCCUCCGCUGGUGUCAGCGACCCACCCCAAGUCUUCAUCACCUCGGAUCUUUGCACCAAGGGCAAACCAGACCCACAACCGUACCUCAUGGGUGCCGAAAAGACAAAGCAGGACAUCAGCCGAUGUCUGGUCGUCGAAGACGCUCCCCCCGGUGUUCGAGCGGGUAAGAGGGCAGGUGCAAAGACGUUGGCAUUGCGAACAACACACGAUGGAGAAAAGAUGCAGGAGGAAGGCGCGGAUUACAUUGUCGAGGAUCUGAGAAGCGUCAAAGCUGAAUGGAAGCAGGAUGGCAGCGCGUUGGUGUUGACCAUCCAGGCGGAGGAGGAGCACGAGGCAAAAGGGAUCAGCGAGUUGGCGAAACAGAUUCAGAAGGACAACGAUCCGACGGCGAAUGGCCACUAG
Molecule: messenger RNA, 825 nt
Organism: Pseudozyma hubeiensis SY62
Lineage: Eukaryota; Fungi; Basidiomycota; Ustilaginomycetes; Ustilaginales; Ustilaginaceae
Exons: 1
Coding region: 1-825 (274 amino acids)
Molecular function (GO): sugar-phosphatase activity; beta-phosphoglucomutase activity
Source: RefSeq, a predicted model, not a curated record